Messenger RNA from Caenorhabditis remanei, 1155 nucleotides. RefSeq lists its product as uncharacterized. NCBI's taxonomy places the organism in Eukaryota, Metazoa, Nematoda, Chromadorea, Rhabditida, Rhabditidae. The transcript is spliced from 4 exons. Gene Ontology annotation, biological process: innate immune response. The record is from RefSeq and is a predicted model, not a curated record. The coding region runs from base 1 to 1155 and encodes 384 amino acids.
AUGAAUCCCCUCCUGAUUCUAUUUCUUCUGGUCGCAGUCUCCACUGCCGACUAUACCCCCUUAUCCUAUGAGGAACGUCCGUGUGGCACCGAUAUGAGUAAUCUAUGGUUGGAUGUGGUCGCUGUGGUGGAUAACUCAAAAGUGAUGGGCGAUGAAGACUUGGCGGAGACCGCCGUCCUCAUCACAAGAAUAUUCGGGGAAUCCCGUAUAGGCACCUCCAUCCCCAACCAACCUAAAACCACACGACUUGGACUAGUCACUUAUAAUUCGACAGCGACUAUUCAAGCGGGUUUGGACAAGUUUCAGUCCCAGCAGGAUGUUAUUUUCAAUAUCUUUAAUUCUUUGAAUGCUGUGAGCUCUACUAGUGAGAGCUAUCUAGCAAAUGGUCUGGUAGCCGCUGAGAAUGUUUUCGCGAAAGGACCAAGUAGGGGAAACAACUAUCAAAAGGUUAUUUUGCUGUUUGCAGCUUCUUAUAGCUCACAGUCCAAUCCAAUAGCUAUCGCCAAUCGUCUGAAACAGGCAGGAAUUACUAUCAUCACUAUGGGAUAUAACAACUUGAAAGACCCAAAUUUUUACCAAAACUUGGUAAAAAUCGCCAGUCCGAAUAAGAGCAUUGCGUCGAUAGUGUCAGUUCCGAUUGAUUUUAUUCAAGAAGCACUGUUGGACUCCAACUGCUUCUGCCCACCAAAAUGGGCCCAAUACUAUGCUCACUACACCUAUUUGGGGGAAUGCAUCAUCGCUGUGCCAAACUCCACCGUCUGGAACGCUGCUCAUCUUUCCUGCCAGAACCUACGUAAGAACGCCUACAUGGUCAAUGAAUACAGUCAGGAGAAGCAUGACUUCGUCCUCCGUGUGGUCAAAAGCUGGGGAUUCCCACAGCCGUAUACCUAUUUCACCGGUUUGGCCUACUCGAACAAGGGAAAGUGGCAAUGGGACCAACCGGCUGGAUGGCCUCAACCGGCGCUCCAACAAUGGUUUAACUGGGAUCAAGGGUACCCAAUGAGCGCAUCAAACAUGGGUGUUGUGCAGAAUGUACAGAAGGGCGAGAGUACUGUAUGGAGAAAUUUUGGGCAGUGGAAUACAGCUGCACCGUAUAUUUGUGAAGUGGCGGCGUGUGAUACCGACACUUAUUGUGAUGAGAAUUUUCAGAAUUGA